Messenger RNA from Cucurbita pepo subsp. pepo (vegetable marrow), 627 nucleotides. Lineage: Eukaryota; Viridiplantae; Streptophyta; Magnoliopsida; Cucurbitales; Cucurbitaceae. The record is from RefSeq and is a predicted model, not a curated record.
UUGAAGAUCGGAGAUCAGAUUCCCGCGGACGGAGUGUUCCUCGAUGGACAUUCGCUGAAGAUCGACGAAUCGAGUAUGACUGGAGAGAGCGAACACGCUGAAGUAAAUCACGAAAUUAAUCCGUUUCUGCUAUCAGGAACCAAAGUGAACGAUGGAUUUGGUGUGAUGAUGGUGACUUCUGUGGGAAUGAACACAGCCUGGGGAGAAAUGAUGAGUUCAAUUAGAAGGGAAAUUAAUGAGGAAACUCCACUGCAAGCUCGUCUGAACAAGAUGACCGCCAUUAUCGGGAAGCUAGGACUGACGGUCGCAGUGGUGGUGCUUCUUGUUCUUCUGGCUCGCUAUUUCACUGGUAGCACCGGCGAGUUCAAUGGAAGCAAGACGAGGUUCGAUGAUGUUAUGAAUGCAGUUCUUGGCAUGGUUGCGGCGGCUGUUACAAUCGUUGUGGUGGCGAUUCCGGAAGGUUUGCCUCUAGCUGUUACUUUAACUUUAGCUUACUCCAUGAAAAAGAUGAUGGCGGAUAAUGCAAUGGUUCGGAAACUCUCUGCUUGUGAGACCAUGGGCUCAGCAACAACAAUUUGUACCGAUAAAACUGGUACCCUUACUUUGAAUCAGAUGAAAGUUACAGAG